This is a messenger RNA of Penicillium coprophilum, 906 nucleotides long. RefSeq lists its product as uncharacterized. The record is from RefSeq and is a predicted model, not a curated record. Bases 1 to 906 code for a protein of 301 amino acids. Gene Ontology annotation, molecular function: dioxygenase activity. Lineage: Eukaryota; Fungi; Ascomycota; Eurotiomycetes; Eurotiales; Aspergillaceae. The transcript has a single exon.
AUGUUGACAGAAGAAGGCUUCUUCUAUAUUACCAACAUUGGCCUGUCUCAGGAUGAUAUUGAUCUCCAAUUUGCCAUCGCAAAAGCAUUUUUUGAACUACCCGAAGAAGAAAGACUGAGACACCGUGCUCCCCUGGAAGAGGGCAGUUACAAUGGCUAUCGUCCCUUGGGAGCACUAAGUCUUUUCCCUGGCAUGCAAGAUACGCUGGAAUUCUACAGCAUCUUCAAAUUCAUUCCCCAAAGCGAGCGAUCACACCCAGACCUGAUCAAGCGAUAUUCCGCGGAGAUCGAGAGGUUCUCUCGCUUCAUGCACGAGAAUGUGUCCUUCAAGAUCCUCCGAAUAUUGGCGACUAUGCUCGAGUUACCGGAAGACCAGUUCGUGAACGGUAACCGUUAUGAAGAUGAAUGCGAUAGCUCUAUCCGAUACAUGCUAUACCAUGCUCGAUCUCAAGAAGAAAACAAGGAAUUUGACGAUGUUUAUUUCCGUGGGCACACAGACAAGGGAACCAUGACGUUCCUUUUCCAGCAACCAAUCGCAGCAUUACAAGUGCAGCAGGAGAAAGAUGAGGAUUGGAAAUAUUUAAAGAUCCCCGCUGGCUCAGUCGCUGUCAACAUCGCCGAUACACUUCAGUUCCUCACAAAUGGAUAUCUCAAAAGUGGCUUCCAUCGGGUUAUAGCGCCACCAAAGGACCAGGCGCACCUUGAUCGAUUGGGAUUGUUGUAUUUUGUGCGGCCGACUGAUAAAUUGCUAUGGAAGUCUCUGGAUAGUCCUUUUUUACAGAAAGAAGGGUAUGGUAAAACCACAGCAGAAAAUGAUCAGAAUGUUUCUGGACUGGAUUGGUGGAGAGCUGGGGUCAAGGCUCGCAAGGGGGCAAAUUAUAUCAGUUCUGCAGCCAGCACAACCUAA